Messenger RNA from Canis lupus familiaris (dog), 1070 nucleotides. RefSeq names its product hemoglobin subunit epsilon 1 (gene HBE1). Gene Ontology annotation, cellular component: haptoglobin-hemoglobin complex; blood microparticle; hemoglobin complex. Gene Ontology annotation, molecular function: oxygen carrier activity; hemoglobin alpha binding; heme binding. Gene Ontology annotation, biological process: oxygen transport; hydrogen peroxide catabolic process. The transcript has 4 exons. Bases 509 to 952 code for a protein of 147 amino acids. NCBI's taxonomy places the organism in Eukaryota, Metazoa, Chordata, Mammalia, Carnivora, Canidae. The record is from RefSeq and is a predicted model, not a curated record.
GCUCUCUCUCUCUCUCAAAUAAAUAAGUAAAUCUUAAAAACAAUGCCUGAAGCAGACCACAUACUGAAGAAAUGACCACUAUCAUCAUUAUUAUUGUUCUCAUCAUUGGUCUGUGCCAGACAGUACAGUAGGAGAUACGGAUGUGAAGAGAAAUAACGUAGGACCAGAAACUCUCUCCUUUCUGCAGGUCUUUCUUGGAGAAGAAGAAAGGGAGAGAUGGAUGUCAUUUUGGAGGAUCAUGUUUAGGACAGAGGAACCAACAAAGGAAGCCUGUCUCAGGAACCAACACACAUUAUCACAAGUUCAGUGGACAUGCUUCACUGCUGACCCUUCCCUGAUCUGACUCCACCCCCGAGGGACACAGUUUAACCUUGACCAAUGACUUUAAAGGACUAGGAGGAACAAGGGGCCAGAAGGUCAGCAGUAAAGAAUAAAAGGUGACAGUUUCCAGCAGCAGCACAUACCUGCUUCUAUCUCUGAUCGCCUGUAAGCUCUCAGACCUGACAUCAUGGUGCAUUUUAGUGCCGAGGAGAAGGCUGCUAUCACCAGCCUGUGGGGCAAAGUGAAUGUGGAAGAUGCUGGAGGCGAGGCCCUGGGCAGGCUCCUGGUUGUUUACCCCUGGACCCAGAGAUUCUUUGACAACUUUGGCAACCUUUCCUCUGCUUCUGCCAUAAUGGGUAACCCCAAGGUCAAGGCCCAUGGCAAGAAAGUGCUGACUUCCUUUGGAGAUGCUGUUAAGAACAUGGACAAUCUCAAGGGCACCUUUGCUAAGCUUAGUGAGCUGCACUGUGACAAGCUGCACGUGGAUCCCGAGAACUUCAGGCUCCUGGGCAAUGUACUGGUGAUCAUCCUGGCUUCUCAUUUUGGCAAGGAAUUCACCCCCGAUGUGCAGGCCGCUUGGCAGAAACUGGUGGCUGGUGUUGCCACUGCUCUGGCCCACAAAUACCACUGAGUCCUCUUUCUAGUUCAGCAGUACCCUUCUGUGUCCCCAGUGUCCUCCUCCUGCAUAUGGGGACUUAGGUUUAGCUUUGAGAGCACAACUUCUGUUUAAUAAAGUUCAUUCUAAUCAG